Messenger RNA from Cyprinodon variegatus (sheepshead minnow), 3069 nucleotides. Its product is annotated as aminopeptidase N-like. Bases 436 to 3069 code for a protein of 877 amino acids. NCBI's taxonomy places the organism in Eukaryota, Metazoa, Chordata, Actinopteri, Cyprinodontiformes, Cyprinodontidae. The record is from RefSeq and is a predicted model, not a curated record. The transcript is spliced from 17 exons. Gene Ontology annotation, biological process: proteolysis; peptide catabolic process. Gene Ontology annotation, molecular function: peptide binding; metalloaminopeptidase activity; zinc ion binding. Gene Ontology annotation, cellular component: cytoplasm.
CACAGAGCUUCCUAACGGACCCUUUAUCUUUAUAAACCUGUGGAUGGAAACCCUUGUAAGGAUCAAAGGUAGGAUACAGAAUCUCCUGGACUCCUGCUGUGAAAAGAAGCUGCUAAUUUUUGUUGUUUUGUUUUUUAAUUUGGUGAUGUUUAUUUUUUGCUUUUCAUGUUGCACUUAAAAAUAGGAAAAAGCAAGGAAAGUGUGAUGGUUAGGAAACUGCAGCCUUCCCUGAGGUUUACCUAACCCAUGCAUUAGUGGGAAGAACCAAGUGACCGCCUCCAGAUGUGUGUGAGAGAGAGAGAGAGAACUGCUUGACUAUCUACAAUGAACAUCGCCCUCUUCACACUCCAACACUUACUCUUUGCUCCUUUGGCAGUGCCCAGGUUAAUGCUUAAUCCAUCGCACACCUAUAAUUUCUAAGGCCCAGCCCUGUUUAUGAGAAAGGGGUUAUGUCAAUGCCUUCAGAUCAGUUGGCCUAGUUUGCAGGUCGACCUGCUCAGAGACUCGUCUCCAGCUGUCAAGCAAAGGAACCUUCAGGACGGGUCGGAAGAAGCUUCCAAAAUGCCACGAAAAUCCAGCUUGUCCAUGGGCUUCGCCAUCGCCUUAGCCAUCCUGACGAUUUCUGCCAUCGGUGGGAUGAUCUCCAUGAUAAUCGCUUUUAAGGUUCAGACAGAUGAUAUGAAAAUGACACCGCCUCCAACAAUAAUACCACCUACAAUGGCACCGCUGCCGACGAGUUGGCGUCUACCAAGGUACCUGAUUCCUGAAAGGUAUGAGAUCACCAUCCAGGUUGACCUCUACACCAGAAUCGUGGAAGAGGUGAAUGUAACGACCCCAAACCAGACGCUGCACUUCCAUGGAAACUCCACUGUGCACUUCCAGUGUCACCAAAACACAGACGUCAUCUUCCUCCACAGCCUUGGGCUGAAGGUUUCCUCUCCACGCGUAAUUAAUAAAGACACAAAGAAGGAGAUGAAAGUCAUCUCACUCACACACCAGGAAAAUGGUACUGACUUCUUGGUGAUUCAAAUAGAAAACUUCUUUAAGAGGAACGGGAACUACAGUUUAUUUCUGGCGUUUAAGGGAGAAAUAUCGGAAUAUCUUGAUGCAUUUUAUGUAAGCAGAUAUGCUGAAUUUAACACCGAGGCUGAAAAUGUAACCAUAGAGGAAAGAUUUCUUGCAGCCACAGAUCUGGAACCAACAGGAGCAAGACAAAUAUUUCCAUGUUUCGAUGAACCAGACAUGAAGGCUGUUUUUCAGUUGAAAGUCAUCCAUAGACGUAAAACAAAGGCUCUGGCAAACGCAGAAGGAAAAGCACCCAUAAUUCUAAACGAUGAGUGGCAAAUGACCCUUUUUGAGGACACACCAAAGAUGUCGAGCUAUUUAUUUGCCUUCACAGUCUCAGAGUUUGAAGAUUUUGCCAAAUUCUAUUAUCACCGUGUGGAUAUCAAAACCUAUGCCCGUCCCGAAGCUAUAAAGGCACACCAUGCUGAUUAUGCCGCCAAAAUUACUGCUAAGAUCCUGGAUUUCUACGAAAAGCAUUUGGAUCAGGAGUAUGGAAUGAGAAAACUAGAUCAAAUUGCUCUGCCAGACUUGAAUUUUGCAGCAAUGGAGAACUGGGGUCUGAUUACGUAUCAGGAACCCGCUCUGCUCUAUGUGGAAGGAGUCUCCUCAUUGUUGCAAAAGGAAGCAAUCGCUGAAAUUAUAGCUCAUGAGUUGGCACACCAGGUAAGAGGGGAAAAAUCUGUUUCCUGCUUCCUGGAAUGGCUGAAUGAAGGGUUUGCCACCUAUAUGUCCUACCUUGCAGUGGACCAAGUUGAGCCAUUAUUUCAAAUAAAAGAGAUAUCAAUCAUGAAUGAUCUCCACAAGGCAUUUGAGGAUGAUGCUCUGCAGACAUCCCAUCCUCUCAGUCAAUCGGAAGAAUUUAAGGAACCUAGUGAAAUUCUUGGGAUGUUCGAUGCUAUAAGUUACUGUAAGGGAGCCAUGGUGCUGAGAAUGCUGGCGGACCACGUCUACCUCAAAAACCACACAGGAGGGAAUGUCGAACAGGAUGAUCUUUGGGAUGUGAUGGAUGAGGCCUAUGGAAUUGAGGACUCGGCUAGCCCUUCCGAGGUCAUUAAAAACUGGACGACUCAAAUCGGCUAUCCUGUCCUCACCAUCAACACCACUAAUGGAGAAAGCUACCAGAAGCAUUUCCUGUACAACAGCUCUGCUGUAUCCAACCAAACGUGGUACAUCCCAAUCAGAUACAAGAAGAAGAUAAGCUCUAACCCCGAUUAUUACAUCCUACUAAAUGGCACAUCAGAUAACAUGAGUUUCAUUACUGAGAAAGGAGAAUGGCUCCUGGCUAACAUCAACUGUACGGGAUACUACAGAGUCAACUACAACCUGGAGAAUUGGAAGCUCCUGAUGGGUCAACUGGAAACAGAGCCAGAUCACAUCCCACUGAUGAACAGAGGGCAGCUAAUUGAUGAUGCAUUCAACUUGGCCAGAGCAAAGCUGGUGAAUGUGACUCUGCCUCUGGAAAUGACCCGGUUCCUCCGUAAGGAGAAAGCUUUCCUCCCAUGGGAGUCAGCGAUCAGGAAUCUGGAGUACUUAGUCCUCAUGUUUGAUCGCUCUGAGGUUUAUGGACCCAUGCAGAGCUACCUGCGGCAUCAAGUAGAGGAGCUUUACAACCACUUCAAAAACCACACAGAUAAUUCCACCGUCCCCGAGGAUCACUCCUCACAAAGUGUUUUUCUGCCUUUAUUAUUCAGCAUCCACCCAAAUCUGCGCUCCACUAUCUACUGCCAAGCUGUGGCUGCCGGUGAGCAGAAAGAGUGGGAGUUUGCCUUUGAGAAGUUUCAGGAUUCCUUUGACAGCUCAGAGAGAGAGCAGCUGAGAAGAGCUCUUUCCUGCACCAAGCAGACCUGGCUUCUCAGCAGAUACUUGGAUUACACUUUGGACCCUGACAAGAUACGUCUGAUGGAAGCCACCUCCAUCCUUAUUGACAUAGCGCAAAACGCAGAGGGACAAGCGCUGGCCUGGGACUUCAUGAGAGCCCACUGGAAUUAUUUCAGUCAGGGGUAG